AAGUUUGGAAAUCUCCUCACACUUGUACCCUAUGUUACAGUGUAUACACAUUACACACUGACAGUGUCUUUAGACUUAACAUAACCUCCCCCCCAAAUUAAAAGUCACUCUCAAUCCCCUAUAAACAAAUGAGCACUCUGGUGUGGGUGUGUUUCUUUGGCCAAAAGGCGGAGGAGGUAAACAGCUCUAUAAAGUGAUGCACAGUGAAGACUCCGGUUCACAUUUCCCUACCCACCCUCCUAACACAUUUUACAGAGCCACAAGUCUUCAUUUAUUGGAAGCCAUGGCACAGUUCAUCCAUCUCUUGCUGCUGCUGGGUAUGUGUCAUGUUGCAGCAACAUAUGUUUUAGAAAGACAGGUGUGGCUGCUGGAGGGAAGCAGUGCCACUUUCCCAUUUCCUCCAGAUCGGACCAUUAAAUACUGUGGCAGAGGAGGCAGCAAGUGUGAAUGUGCGAAGGGCUUUUGUAAAUCCAAUAAUCCCAGCCUCCCCGGAGUCACAGUGACUGACAGCACCCUGACCAUUACCAACUUUACACGAGAGAAUGAUGACAUCAACCUCUGCCAUGAAAACAAAUAUACAAAAGUGUGUGUGCAUCUGAAUGUAUCAGUAGGUUGUUCAGAGUCGCAUAAAUAUACCUUUGCAAAAGGUCAACCUAAACACAACAAGGCGACUGUUGCUGACUGCAGGAGACUCUGUUCUGAAGAUCCCACCUGCCAAUACUUCACAUUUUAUACACACAAUACAACAUGUUUCCUGAUGACAUCAAGAGAUGACAUGCUGAUACAACUUCAUUCAUAUGCUGUCUCAGGGUACCCUGCUAGGGACGACUGUGCUCCAGUGAACCCAACAUCAGUCCCUCCUGGUCUGACCCCUCCCCAACACUCAGAUGAGGAAGAAGAAGGUCUCCGGUUCUACCCGGAACACAAAAGCUGGAUUGAUGCCCUGCAGCACUGCCACAACAAGAACUCUGCCCUGGUUCAAAUCACCAACCAGACAGUGCAGGACGCAGUGAACUCUUUCCUACAAAAUAAGAGCGGCUUGGAUGGUGGAGUGUGGAUCGGCCUGGAGCGCUCCAUCUUUGGUGUCAACGUCCCCUGGCAGUGGAUUUCAGGGCAAAGAGUAAAGGAAGAUCAUUGGAGCAGUAGCGCUUUUGUCGACCCCUUAAACAACCACUGUGGAAAGGUCAUCCAGGUGAAAGAGUCACAAGAAUUCAAGUGGCUGGACGAAGACUGCCAUAAAGAGCUACCUUUCAUCUGCCAAGAUCUGAAUGGAAAGGCCUCGCCAUAAUCACUUCACUUCUCGAGACCAAGAUCCAUCAUGACGACUGCAUGGGGCUCUGGAAACUACAAGAGUCACUCCACUAUUCUUCUUGAUAUUAUGUUUGAAUGAAUAUUGGUGUUGUGGGCUACUGAUUUUUGCAUUCACUGUUCAUUGCACUUGUACUCACUUUCUAAUAACUGACUGAUUUGCUUUCUGUGAGAAAUAUUUACUCAUUUUUACUCAACUGAAUGUAUCAAUAAUCAGUGCAUAAUCAGAAUCAAGAAACACAUAAUCAUUGUUAAUCAUGUUUUGUUGUUACCCUAGUUAGGAGCUAAAAAUGAUGGUGUACGCCUUCACCAUCUGUGCUCAAGUUGGUGUGAUGUCAUGACCUCAUUCAUGAGGUUUACUGUCAAUCAACAAAGUCAGAUUCCUCUCAUCACUUCUCACAUUUCACAAAUCUCUCAACGGUUCAAUUCUUCUUUUGUCAAAAGUAUUAAAGUCUCAACAUAUCUCAAUCAAAAAUUACUAAUGGAUGAAGAAGUAUCC
Epinephelus moara (kelp grouper) is the source of this 1807-nucleotide messenger RNA. RefSeq lists its product as uncharacterized. Bases 197 to 1288 code for a protein of 363 amino acids. Gene Ontology annotation, molecular function: protein binding. NCBI's taxonomy places the organism in Eukaryota, Metazoa, Chordata, Actinopteri, Perciformes, Serranidae. Gene Ontology annotation, biological process: proteolysis. The transcript has 8 exons. The record is from RefSeq and is a predicted model, not a curated record. Gene Ontology annotation, cellular component: extracellular region.